AUGUUUUAUCGUUAUAAAAUGCCUAAACUUACAGCUAAAGUUGAAGGUACAGGUAAUGGUAUCAAAACUGUUUUGGUUAAUGUAUCCGCAAUUGCAAAAGCUCUUAAUCGUCCACCAACUUAUGUAACUAAAUUUUUCGGCUGUGAAUUAGGUGCACAAGUACAAAUGAAUGGAAAAGAAGAUCGAUAUAUUGUUAAUGGUGCACAUGAUUGUGAAAAAUUACAAAAUUUACUUGAUGGUUUUAUUAAACGAUUUGUACUUUGUCCAAAAUGUGACAAUCCCGAAACGAAAUUAAGUGUACGUAAACGAAAUGGUGGUGAAAUUCAUCAAGUAUGUGCUGCAUGUGGUCAUUCAGGUACAAUUAUUAUGGCAUCACAUAAAUUAACAACAUAUAUUGCAAAAAAUCCACCAGAUGCUGAAACAAAAAUGGUACUAAUUCAGAUGAAGGAAAAUGGAACAUCAAAAACUGGUGGUGGUGGUGAUGAUGAUGAUGAUGAUGAAGAUUGGGGUGAUGAUUUAUCACCAACUGUUGCAGAAUUAAAUCAUCAAAUAAAAGGUAUGAUUCAAACGGAUGAUCUUGAUAAACCAUUACCUGAACGUUGUGAACAAUAUAAUCGUCUUGUUGAAAAAAAGAAAAAAGAACAAAAAUUAAAUGAUAUGAAUACAAUAAAAGAUCUUGUUGCUGAAGCGGAACGUUUAGAAAUUAUGGAACAAGCACCAUUUAUUGUUGGACAAUGUGUAUUUACAGAAAAUAUUUUAAAAGAAAUUGAUGAAUAUAAAAUAUUAUUAACUAAAUUAUGUACAAAAAAUGCUAAAGGACAAAAAUAUUUAUUACAUGCCAUUGAAGCUUUAAUUGCUGAUCAUGAAGAAAUUCGUACAAAAAUUUUUAAUAAAAAAGCUAUGUCAAAAAUUUUAUUAAAAUUUUAUGAUGAAGAUAUUAUUGAAGAAGAUACAUUUUAUUUAUGGCAUGAAAAAUCUUCAAAACGUUUUGCUAAUAAAACAAUAGCAAAAGAAAUUCGUGAAAUGUCAAAAGAAUUUAUAUUAUGGUUACGUACAGCUGAAGAAUCAAGUGAUGAAGAUGAGGAUGAAGAUAAUAAAUUACAUGAACCUCAAAUUGAUUUUACACAUGCAGCUGGUAGUGGUAUUGAAGUUAAAGUUGAAUCAGUUAAUAAGCCUCCUGUUACUGAGAAAAUUGAAUAUGAUGGAGAAGUAAUUGAUGUCGACAAUAUCUAA
This is a messenger RNA of Rotaria sp. Silwood1, 1233 nucleotides long. The record is from the annotation of a GenBank genome assembly. NCBI's taxonomy places the organism in Eukaryota, Metazoa, Rotifera, Eurotatoria, Philodinida, Philodinidae.